This is a messenger RNA of Lathyrus oleraceus (garden pea), 699 nucleotides long. Its product is annotated as probable histone H2B.1. Gene Ontology annotation, molecular function: DNA binding; structural constituent of chromatin; protein heterodimerization activity. NCBI's taxonomy places the organism in Eukaryota, Viridiplantae, Streptophyta, Magnoliopsida, Fabales, Fabaceae. The record is from RefSeq and is a predicted model, not a curated record. Gene Ontology annotation, cellular component: nucleosome. The transcript has a single exon. The coding region runs from base 80 to 526 and encodes 148 amino acids.
CACAAUUUUCAUUCACAGUUUUUCGAUCUGCUUCAUUACAUCUUCUUUCAAUUUCCAGUUUUCAAAUUCCCAAACAGAAAUGGCACCAAAAGGAGAGAAGAAGCCCGCCGAGAAGAAACCCGUGGAGGAGAAGAAGUCCACCGUAGCAGAGAAGACUCCUGCCGAGAAGAAGCCAAAGGCCGGGAAGAAGCUGCCUAAGGACGGUGGUGCCGCCGCCGGAGACAAGAAGAAGAAGAGAAACAAGAAGAGCGUAGAGACAUACAAGAUCUACAUCUUCAAAGUUCUGAAACAAGUUCACCCUGACAUUGGUAUCUCAAGCAAGGCCAUGGGAAUCAUGAACAGUUUCAUCAACGACAUUUUCGAGAAGCUUGCUGCUGAGUCUUCAAGACUUGCAAGGUACAACAAGAAGCCAACAAUCACUUCAAGGGAAAUUCAGACUGCUGUCAGGCUAGUUCUGCCCGGAGAAUUGGCCAAACAUGCCGUUUCUGAGGGUACCAAGGCUGUAACCAAGUUCACAAGCUCUUAAAAUCAAGAUUUAGGUUUUGUUUAUGUCCCAAUGUAGGCACUGUUAGAGUUAUUUGUAUUCAGCUUUUACCUUUCUAAUGUUGUAAUGUACUAAUGGGAUCAUGCUGAUCCCGGUUGUGUAUUAAAAUCAUGAAUUUAAUGAUAUUGGGCUUCAAAAUUGCCUCUAUUGUUCAA